AUACAGGCCCUUUCUGACCUGCACCUCGAGUUCGGGCAGCAGUACUCCUCAUACAGCUUCCCCACGACAGCGCCUUAUCUGCUCCUAGGGGGAGACGUAGGGCGGUUGAUCGACUACGAUGGGUACCUAGGUUUCAUGGAGAAGCAGGCUUCCCGGUUUGAGAGGGUGUUUUUGGUGCUUGGCAAUCACGAAUUUUACGGCCUGGACUACAAAGCUGGGGUUGAGACGGCCAGACAUCUCGUAUCUGAGGCUUCUCUUGCUGGCAGGGUUGUUCUGCUACAUCGAACCAGAUGGGAUGAUCCCAAGUCUGAGUUUACGAUACUUGGUUGCACGAUGUGGUCUGCAAUUCCACAACAAGCGUAUGAUGUUGUGCAAUCCAAGGUCAAGGACUUUAAAAACAUCAUCGGAUGGAGCGUCGAAAAGCACAACACUCUUCACGCAGAAGAGCACCUCUGGCUCCGCGAGCAAGUCGCACAGGCAAGCACAAAACAGCUACUAGUGGCGACGCACCACGCGCCACAGGUCGAGGGCACGUCAAGGCCGCAGCACGUCGGGAACCCGUGGACGUGCGCGUUUGCUACCGACUUGAUG
Molecule: messenger RNA, 591 nt
Organism: Fusarium vanettenii 77-13-4
Lineage: Eukaryota; Fungi; Ascomycota; Sordariomycetes; Hypocreales; Nectriaceae
Exons: 1
Molecular function (GO): hydrolase activity
Source: RefSeq, a predicted model, not a curated record